AUGAGGAUGAACCUUCACCUCGCAUCCGUGAAUGCGCCGACCAAAGCUGUCGCGACGCGGAUUUCGAGCAUAUUGAAGGACUUGCGCCAAAGGCGCAACAUGAUGGAGACAGCCACGGCGCGACAUCAGCUUCCAGAAUGGAUGAUGUUCACGUCCUUGCCAGUGCUACCACCGGAUCUCCGGCUGCGGAGCAAUUCUCCUGAGGACAUUGAAGAAUUUCCGGAUGACAUGAACAUCAUGUACAAGGACAUCCUGUCUGCCGGGCGAUUGUUCCAGGUGGCACUCGCUGAGCGAGCUCCAGCAGGACUUCUCCGCUACCGCAAGUUCAUGCUCCAGAUGGCAGUCGAUUGUCUUAUCGACAACGGUCGCAUCAAUCCCGCGAAGACGAAGAGUUCCGGGGACCCCUUGGAGUCCGUGGCCAAACGGCUGAAGGGCAAGCAAGGACGCAUGCGAAAGAACAUGCUCGGGAAGCGUGUGGACUACUCCGCACGGACGGUCAUUGUUGUUGAGCCCAAACUGAAGCUCGACGAGUGCGGCCUCCCCUUUGAAAUUGCCAAGGAGAUGUACAUGCCCUUCUUGAUGCGCGAGCUCAAAGAGAAAU
Molecule: messenger RNA, 601 nt
Organism: Symbiodinium necroappetens
Lineage: Eukaryota; Dinophyceae; Suessiales; Symbiodiniaceae
Source: the annotation of a GenBank genome assembly